Aegilops tauschii subsp. strangulata is the source of this 833-nucleotide messenger RNA. RefSeq lists its product as uncharacterized. The record is from RefSeq and is a predicted model, not a curated record. NCBI's taxonomy places the organism in Eukaryota, Viridiplantae, Streptophyta, Magnoliopsida, Poales, Poaceae.
UGGCGAAGGAGGUACUCCUCCCCGCACAUGGGCCUCCCGUGGGUCGUAUAUCCAUCGAGACGUAAGCCAGUCGGUGAAAGUAAAACCCAAACGCGCGCAGGUCGUAUAUCCUGCCCCUGCUUCCCGCCUGUGCCCUCGCCCCCUCCGCUAUAUAUGGGGCUGCCAUGCCAUCCCGGUACCGGCCACAAAAAUCCCCAGACUUUUGAAGGCCAAACCACCAACUCCCCCCUUUUCUUCCUCCUCUCGUGCGACCGAGGGGAUCGUCGAUCGAUCGAUGGCGACAAUGGGCGUGGGCGGAGCGGUGAAGAUGAUCAUCGGGGCGAAGGAGGAGCGGGUGGUGGGCACGGGCAAGGCGCCCGGCGCGUGCCCGUCCUGCGGCGGCCCGGUGGUGGCGACCGACGUGGAGAGCGAGCGGCGCAUCCUCUGCCUCCCGCUGUGCCUCAAGAGCAAGCGCAAGUACUCCUGCACCAGGUGCUUCCGCCGACUCGUCACCGUCUACGGCUAGAAGAAUCCAAGCCUCCGCUCCUAUCAAUCGAUCCAUCCAUCAACUAGCGUGCGCAGUAGAACAAUCCCCGAGUUCUUUGGUUCUUGUUAGUUGGCCGUGGUUACGGUCCUAGAGUAGCUUGCUAGCCUGGCUAAUGUAAUUCAUUCGUCUAAUUUCCAGUAGCCAUAUCUAGCUAAUCUGGUGGGCGUGCAUCAUGUGAAGGGCUGCAAAACUCCCAGCAACCUCUCUGUCAAUGAUGGCGGGGCACCUCCGCGUUAAUGCGCAGGCCAGUAAAUGGAAAUCUUGAACGCGCCAGCUCCUCCUUCCUGAUUAAGUUUUUUUUGAGUAA